AUGUACAUUCCCAACAGCACAAUCUUCAUGCCCUCUAUCUUCACACUCAGAGGAAUCCCAGGCCUGGAGUCUGUGCAGUGCUGGAUUGGCAUUCCAUUCUUUGCCAUGUACCUCAUUGCCAUUAUUGGGAAUUCCUUGCUUCUGAUUAUCAUCAAAACAGAGCACAGCCUCCAUGAGCCCAUGUACAUUUUCCUGGGCAUGCUAGCAGUCACAGACAUUGCCCUUGCUACCAGCAUUGUGCCCAAGAUGCUUGGGGUCUUCUGGUUUCAUGUACCUGAGAUUCACUUUAAUUCCUGCUUGUUCCAAAUGUGGCUCAUUCACACAUUUCAGUGCACUGAAUCAGGCAUCCUGCUGGCCAUGGCCCUGGACCGUUAUGUAGCCAUCUGCUAUCCACUCAGACACGCUACCAUCUUCACCCACCAGGUGAUCACCCAAAUCGGGGCUGUUGUCACACUAAGGGCUGGCCUUCUUAUGAUCCCAUGCUUAGUAUUGAUAAAGUGCAGGUACAAAUAUUAUCAUACAACGGUUAUUUCUCAUUCUUACUGUGAGCACAUGGCCAUUGUAAAGCUGGCUGUAGGAAAUGUCCAAAUCAACAAAAUCUAUGGUCUGUUUGUGGCCUUCAUUGUUGCGGGAUUUGACAUUAUCUUUAUCACACUGUCCUAUAUACAGAUAUUCACCACCGUUUUUCGACUGCCUCAGAAGGAGGCAAGGAUAAAAUCAUUCAAUACUUGUAUUGCACAUAUAUGUGUCUUUCUUCAACUAUAUUUUCUUUCCUUCUUCUCCUUUUUCACACAUAGAUUCGGUUCUCAUAUCCCUACUUACAUUCACAUCCUCUUUUCCAGCUUUUACUUGUUGGUUCCUCCAUUUCUUAAUCCCCUUGUAUAUGGCGCAAAGACCAAGCAGAUUCGCAUUCAUGUGCUGAAAAUAUUCAGCUCAUUAAAUCCUUCUUCAUCAUGA
This is a messenger RNA of Erinaceus europaeus (western European hedgehog), 957 nucleotides long. Its product is annotated as olfactory receptor 52A1-like. Gene Ontology annotation, cellular component: membrane. NCBI's taxonomy places the organism in Eukaryota, Metazoa, Chordata, Mammalia, Eulipotyphla, Erinaceidae. The record is from RefSeq and is a predicted model, not a curated record. The coding region runs from base 1 to 957 and encodes 318 amino acids. Gene Ontology annotation, biological process: G protein-coupled receptor signaling pathway. Gene Ontology annotation, molecular function: G protein-coupled receptor activity; olfactory receptor activity. The transcript has a single exon.